Messenger RNA from Misgurnus anguillicaudatus (oriental weatherfish), 4592 nucleotides. NCBI's taxonomy places the organism in Eukaryota, Metazoa, Chordata, Actinopteri, Cypriniformes, Cobitidae. The record is from RefSeq and is a predicted model, not a curated record.
GCCCGCCGACAGCGAGAGAAGCAGAAAGUGGCGAGAAAGAUGCAAGACGAGGAUGACAGCGCUGCCAAUCCCAACAGAAGCUCUCGGUUCCUGGCGACCAAGUCUCUGGAUGUGACCGACUGCGAUGUAACGACGGAGCAGGCUCCUAAAUUAUGCGGCUAUCUAAACAAACUAACGGGAAAGGGGCCGCUCAGAGGGUUCAAGACGCGCUGGUUUGUGUACGACCCGAGACGGUGUUACUUAUAUUAUUUUAAAACACCACAAGACGCCCUUCCGCUAGGACACAUUGAGAUAGGAGAUGCGUGUUUCACCUAUGAUGUCGAGGCAGAAGAGGGGCUUUUUGAGAUCCGCACUGAGGGGAAGGAGUUUCUGCUUAAGGCACCCAACAGGCAGGUGAUGCAUUACUGGCUGCAGCAGUUGCAGCAGAAACGCUGGGAGUUCAGUAACUCGGCCGGCCACAGAGACAGCUGGUACUCUCCCACCCCCUCGUUUCCACACACGGGUCUCGUGGCCAAAGAUGCAGAAGCAACACUAUUCGAGAAGCCCUGCGAGACUAUGGAAAGCGUCCGAAACGAUUUUGCCCUGGAUAUGGACAGUGAUGGACAGGUCGGGAUCCAUUCUGCACGUGGCCCUGUGGCUCCGCCCACAGCAGCUCUUAACUCUCUCAGACACUGGGGCUCUGGGCUCAGAAAUAGCAUGUCUCACUUGCGAGCUGGCUGGGGAGGAGAGAACAGACGCAGUGUGUUUUAUACAGGCAGCAGUGAGGAGUGGGAGAUGGUGGACCCUCCAACUAAAGACAUACAAGAGCACAAACCUUCAUCUGACAGCCAGCGGAGAGAAAGUCCUUCACACAAUCAAAGAUACUCCAUUGGCUCAGCGUUCACGUUUGAUUUCCGCAACCCGACCCGAAUGAAGCGUCCCUUUUACAUGGGCUCUGGGAAAGCCAGCCGCAGCACGGAGACCUCACCGCUAGAAUGCAAUGGAACCAAGACCUCCGAACUUCAGCUCCGCCUUCAGAGCCAGCAGGAGGAGAUCAGCCACUUACAAGAGCAAGAGAACCGCCUCCGAGAGGAGCUCGCCAGUCAGAAGGAGCUGGUCCGUCUCCUCCAGCAAACCUUACGGAGCUCCCAAUGCGACUGGCGUUCGACGGGAUCUCAAAACCAUGACCAAAGUGAGGCAGGUAACGCCCUGGCAGAGCGGGACGGACAGAUCAGUGAGCUCUGCGGUCAUAUGGAGAGGCUGGCGUUGGAGAAGGAGAGUCUUCAGAAGGAGCUGAAGGGUUUGAAGAUCAAAGUGGGGGAGAUAAAUGAGCAACUUGGCAUGCUUAUGGAGACCAUACAAGCUAAAGAUGAAGUCAUCAUGAAACUUUCACAGCAGAGCGACGAAGGAGAAACGCAGAAUGCUGAAUGCAGCUCGCCGGAUGCCAACAGAGAGAAACAAGAGCUGGACAUCCUAAAGGACAGUCUUCAGGGCUACAAAUCCCAAAAUAACUUCCUGAACAAAGAAAUCCUGGAGCUGACAGUCUUGCGAAGAAAUGCUGAAGCUAGAGAAAAGGUUCUGGAAGCAAAGUGCACCAGUUUGGAUGCCAAGCUGUGUCAGGUGGAGAGUAAGUACCUGGUUCUUCUGCAGGAGAUGAAGAAACCUGUGUGCUCAUCAAAUGAGCAGAGCCAUAGUGGAGAAUUCAUCAGUCUUCUGCUGGAGGACGCACUACAGGUGGAGAGCACGGACCAACAAGAGCACCCCAUCCUCAAACCUAACGCUGUCAGUGAGUAUGACAUUUAUGGCUUCAAGACGGUGCCAGAGGAGGAAGAUGACGAAGAAAAACUCGAAGCUAAAAAGAGAGCGCUGGACCUCCGGUCUUUUUCCCUAACAGACCAUGAGACGUCGGUUCGAGUGAAGUGGGACAAUUACCUGGCCAUCACUAUGAACAGAGAGAUGGUCCGAUCUCCGGAGCUGAAGGCGUUGAUGCGAAGCGGUGUUCCCCAUACCCAUCGCUCAAAGGUGUGGAGGUGGUGCGUGAACUUCCACGUGAAGAAGAUGCGCGACAGCCAGCCGAAGGAUUAUUAUCUGAACCUGCUGAGCAUGGCGAGCGAUAAACCCAACCCGGCCUGCAAGCAGAUCGAACUUGACCUCUUGCGGACGCUCCCUAAUAAUAAGCAUUACGCCUCCCCGGACUCAGAAGGAAUCCAGAAACUCAGGAACGUCCUGCUGGCUUUUUCCUGGAGGAAUCCAGAUAUCGGAUAUUGUCAAGGUCUCAACAGACUGGCAGCCAUUACACUUCUUUAUUUGGAUCAAGAGGAGGCUUUCUGGUGUCUCGUCGCCAUUGUGGAGGUUUUCAUGCCACGGGACUAUUACACUAAAACGUUGCUUGGCUCACAGGUAGAUCAGCGUGUGUUUAAGGACCUUAUGAAUGAGAAGUUACCCAGGCUUCAUGCUCAUUUUGAGCAUUACAAGGUGGACUUCUCUCUUAUUACCUUUAACUGGUUCCUGGUGGUGUUCGUGGACAGCGUGGUCAGUGACAUCCUCUUCAAAAUCUGGGAUGCUUUUCUCUAUGAGGGACCCAAGAUAAUGUUCAGAUUCGCUCUUGCACUCUUCAAGUACAAAGAAGAUGAAUUUCUGAAGCUUCAGGAUGCAAUGGCCAUUUUCAAGUACCUUCGCUACUUCACCCGUACCAUCCUGGAUUCAAGAAAAUUGAUGAGCAUUGCCUUUGUCGACAUGAAUCCCUUCCCACUGAGACAGAUCCAGAAUCGGCGUACUUUCCAUCUGGAGAAAGUUCGUCUGGAGCUCACAGAGCUGGAAGCCAUCCGCCAGACCUUCUUGCGGGAGAGAGACACAACCCUGGAUGGUCGAACACUCAUCAGUGAUGAUGAGGAAGACGGAUAAAACAGCCAAUAAGGGACCUGCACAUCUGAGAGUCACCUGUAGUUGUCCAUGUUUAGUUUUGUAUUAGAUUUUAUGGAAAAUCAGUAUUGGGAUUUUUUUAUGUGAAAAGGCAAAGCUAAUCAUAAUGUGGCAUUCAGGGACGUAAGAACAGUAUUCCUCUUCAUCAACCAAUGUUUAUUGAUCUUUUUUAUUGUCUUGAAUUGCUUUGACAUUCCAUCCAUUUGUACAUACAAAGUAAUAAAAGAACUAAAGUACUUUAUAUUGAGCCAGGUGUGGAUUGUACAAGUGUUAAAAUGUGUACACACUUAUGCUGGACAAAAUACAGUAUAGGUGUACAAUCCUGGACACCAACGUAUCCUCUUGCGAUAAGUCAAACUUAGUCCACUGUGUGUUUACAUACUCUUGGUAGAUUGUAUAUCAACACUUUAUAUCGCCUUUGUAAUAAAAUAAUUUGAUAUUAAUCACAUUUUUGCAGAUUACAAGGCACUUUUGGUACUUUUACAAACCACUUUAUUAGUCAUUUUUUCUUAAAUGAGGAAAUGGUAAGAUUCCUGUAGUAUAAACCAGGCUUAUGUAAUCCAGGGAUGAACCUGCCAAACAUAGCAGGCAUAGUUAAGGAAAUUUCACAAGAUUUAUCUAUCAAGUGACGUUAGACUCAUUUGAGAACAUCUUGUUGACAUGAUUAAUAAAUGACUAUCCGUCAGGUUUCGCAAGCAUCACUUCUGUGUUUAGGUUUUACGAGCACAAUGCACAAUUGCUGACGUUCAAAUUGUUUUAUUGGUACCUGUUGUGUUGUUUUCAAACUUCAACUUCUUUUUGUGUUUCUGUUCUUUGCUUCAAUUAUUAAAAGUCUUUCAUCACAGUCAACAGACGCUGCUCAAAAUGACCAUGUUGAUGUGAAAAAUACUUAGCAUUUUGUUGGGUGCCGAGCAUGUAUUAUGUUUAAUGUGUCUGAAAUGUACUUAAAAUGUAAAAUUCAUUCUCAAAGGCCUAAAUGAUGAGAUGAUUUCUGCGUCAAUUACAAUUUUCUACGCAACUUUCAUGUAUCGCUUGGCGUAAUCAUUUUGAAGGCAUUUACACGUGUUUGCUUUUUUGUUAUAACCUAUUAAUACACAUACAAUACUUUGCAGUUUAUUAUUGGAGUAAUUGUACAAUUUACAUUUCUUAUUCCUUCAUCUUACCAUUACGGUAUUGAUUUUGUCAAGUGUUCUCUGAGCGGUAUAAUUUUAAUAAUUUUUCUAUCAUUUCUGAUUUUCUAUGCAUUCUCUAUGAGAGCUGGUCUCUCAUAAUCUUUUUUUUCCACUAGCACUUGCUUUCUGAUUUGUUUUAAUGGUCAUUUCUGUAGCAAUGUUACUUAUGUUGCCAACUCAAUUUUAACAAAAAUGAUAUUUGACAAGUUUGAGUUUCAACACUUUCAAUACAAGCCAUUCAUUGUUCUAAAUCUUACAUCUUUCAUUCUGUAGUGUUCAUUUUAUUUUGUUGUUAUGUUUGUUUAUAGCACAGAAUAAGUAAGCUAUGAUUUAUUCGUCUAUGUUGCUGUUGUUCAAUGCAAUGCAUUUAUCUGUAACGCAUUUAUGCUGUGCACAAAUUCUGAUGAAUUCCUUUGAAUGUUACUGAGGCAUAUCUUUAUCACAUUACGUUCCUAUGAAUGUUUUUGUUUACUUUUGCAUGACUAUCUAGUGCACAAUAAACUGUUAUUGCUUACAACA